Messenger RNA from Cimex lectularius (bed bug), 718 nucleotides. RefSeq lists its product as uncharacterized. The transcript has a single exon. The record is from RefSeq and is a predicted model, not a curated record. The coding region runs from base 29 to 718 and encodes 229 amino acids. Lineage: Eukaryota; Metazoa; Arthropoda; Insecta; Hemiptera; Cimicidae.
GUUGCGCUCUAGACACCGAGUCGGUAACAUGUCUGAAAAGUGCUCUACCUGUAAUACUGGCUUUGCACACAAUGCUCAUCAAAUCAAGUGCGAAAAGUGUUUUAAUAUUUUUCAUCCCAGAUGUGUUGGAGUAUCUAAGGAGGAUUUCAUGAGUUUAAGGGACAAUAAACAAAAAUGGACCUGCCCGAACUGCUCGAAAGUAAGAUGCGUAUGUGUUAAUGACGAUAUCAAAUGCGCUGCGAAGGGCUCAUCGGAACAUUCGGCUCUCCUAAAUGAGAUCAAAUCCUUCAGAGAGGAGUUAAGGGAGAUGAGAAAGGAUUUUAUCUCAUCAUUAAAUAAGUAUUCUGAUAUAGUCGAAAAAAACUCAGCCCUCAUCGAGAAUAAUGCAAAGGAGAUAAAGGAACUGGGAAGAAAAAUUGAUUCACUAGCAGAAAUUAACACCAAUUUGCAAUUAAGGAUGGAAGAAAUCGAAUAUCAAAACAGUAUGUUAGAACAAAAUUUGCUGUCUAAUGACAUCGAAAUUCAAGGAGUUCCAAAGGUUGAAAAUGAGAAUGUGCUAAACAUUGUUAAGAAGAUCUCUGGAAUUAUCGGCGUUCAAAUAAGUGAUAACAACAUUAGUGAUGUGUACCGAGCCAGAGGUAAUCCUUCCACUAAUUCACNCUCCCUCUCCCCCUCCCUCUCUGGGAGACAGAGACUUUUUUCAAAAAGUGAACAGUAA